Rhineura floridana is the source of this 2821-nucleotide messenger RNA. It is a transcript of the gene PLEKHF2, whose product is annotated as pleckstrin homology and FYVE domain containing 2. The transcript has 3 exons. Bases 464 to 1213 code for a protein of 249 amino acids. Lineage: Eukaryota; Metazoa; Chordata; Lepidosauria; Squamata; Rhineuridae. Gene Ontology annotation, molecular function: phosphatidylinositol binding; metal ion binding. The record is from RefSeq and is a predicted model, not a curated record.
UCAUUUUGGCCAUUCACCAAAACCUACUUGGGAGGAGCCUUCUCCCCCACAGCAGCCAACCAGUUCUGGCGGCCACCUCCUCUACCAAGAUGGCGCCGACUCCUCCUCUUGGCUCUCUCUUAGGAAAUCCAGUGGGGCGGGAUGCCACCGAGGCUCGUCCUACUCGCCGUUUGGAGGCCGGCCCAGUUAACUGGGUGAGUGCGCGAGCGGGAGGGGCAGCAGCAGCAGCGGUAGCGAUAUCAGGAACGGCGGUGGAGGCAACCGAAGGUGUAGGAGCAACAAGCCACUGACCUGGAAGCGGAGCCAGGGAGGGCGCGCUUCGGUUUCUCAGCAACUGCUGUUUCCUAUACCAAUGGCCAUCUGAUUUAAUUGCCUCUGCCGCACUUCUGACCUGCCCAGGACAUUUCAGGACCUAAUGACAACUACAGCCGAUGGAAAGACCACCAAAGGAUACUAGAGAAAGAUGGUGGAUCGCUUGGCAAACAGUGAAGCAAAUACUAGGCGAAUAAGCAUAGUGGAAAACUGUUUUGGAGCUGCUGGUCAGCCUCUGACUAUUCCGGGCCGUGUCCUGAUUGGUGAAGGAGUACUAACAAAGCUGUGUAGGAAGAAACCAAAAGCAAGGCAGUUCUUCUUAUUCAAUGAUAUUCUUGUGUAUGGUAACAUUGUCAUCCAGAAGAAGAAAUAUAACAAACAGCACAUCAUUCCAUUGGAAAACGUGACUAUUGAGUCCAUUCAGGAUGAGGGAGAUCUACGGAAUGGGUGGCUUAUCAAGACCCCAACUAAAUCUUUUGCAGUGUAUGCUGCUACUGCCACAGAAAAAUCUGAAUGGAUGAACCACAUAAAUAAAUGUGUUUCUGAUUUGCUUUCCAAAAGUGGGAAGACCCCCAGCAAUGAACACGCGGCUGUCUGGGUACCUGAUUCAGAAGCCACUGUAUGUAUGCGCUGUCAGAAAGCAAAAUUUACCCCUGUCAAUCGUCGACACCAUUGCCGGAAAUGUGGAUUUGUUGUAUGUGGGCCCUGUUCCGAAAAGAGGUUUCUUAUUCCUAGUCAGUCCUCCAAGCCUGUGCGAAUCUGCGACUUCUGCUAUGAUCUCCUUUCUACAGGAGAGAUGCCUACAUGUCAGCCCACAAGAUCAGACUCUUACAGUCACUCACUGAAGCCUCAUUUGAAUGAUAUAUCGGAUGAUGAUGAUGAUGAUGACAGCAGUGACUAAGUAAUGAAAGAGAAUGUCUUAAUAUUAUAUUUAUGAUUGGUAUUUGAACCUGGGUUGCUGUAUGAGAAAAUUUCUAGUUACAGACUCUUCUGAGAGGCCUACCCAAGCCAUGAAAUUUGCCUGAAAAACCUUUUAACUCAAAUGUGCUUCAGUAUCUGGAUCACUUAGAUAUAUCAUUACUCUUAUUUUCUGCAGGGACAGACUGUUGCAAAUGUAUCAUUUUCUAGCUUUGUAUACUUGAUUUCCUGUGUAGGGGUGAAGUGGUCAUUCUUCACUUCUUCCUUCCCAGUGGAAGGUUAGAAAACGAAGCACAGGUUUUGUUCUUUUCUUUUGCUACAAAGACACACCCCACAUUGUGUUUGACAGUGAUAUCCUAUCACUUGUUUUUAAUAUUGGGGAGGGGGACAAUGAAACCAGCAUAAUGAAACUGUGGUAGUUUUGAUUAGCCAAUUGAAUAGGACUUCUAACUAGGCUUUGAAACUGAUGCUAUACUAUGACCCUUUUUAAACAUAAAUGCAUACUGUAACAUUAUUAAUUUUUUAAACGUUAUGCAAGAUGUCAUAUACCAAGCAGUGCCUUGUAAUGACUGCACUGUUGCAGGAAGAAACUAACCCAUUGUACCCUCUGUCAUGCAGCAAACUAAGAUAUAGUUGGUGCUAUUGACAAUAAUUGCUGUUGUGCAAGUAGGAGUAGAGUUGUGAGGGCUAUGAGUAUAUCAGUACUACAGCGUAUGUUGUCCACCAGCCUCCCUACCCCCAAUAUGCUACAUGAGGGCAGAUUUGGCAUUAUUGUGGAGUCUUUAACAAAUGCAGCUUAAGCUCCAUAUAAGUGUCGCUCCCACACCAUGCAUAAAACUGCUGGACUUGGGGAUAUCUAAUAAAUUAGAUCUUUUUCAAAUGGAUUUAAUGUCUUGCUGUUUUCAGAACUGUGUAAGAUUGUUAAAUGUUUAUAGCUAACAGGUAUUUGUAAUUGAGAACUGUAUUUUGUCUCAGAUCAUGGUAUUUGCUGUAAUGUUCUUGAUUUGGUAUUUAUAAAAUUAAUUCCUUAGAUCCUUCACUAACCUUUUUAAAUGUUAAGAAUGGCAUUUUUAAAACAAUUAGAAAGUGUUUUAAAAGCACAAGAACAUGGGACAAUGUCCCAAUCAGCCAUUUGAAGAAAAAAUAUCCAUCUUUUGUACACAGCUGACCUCGAGAUAAAAAAGAACUGCAGAAGACUUCAUUUUAAACAUAUACAUCCAAGACCAGGACGAUUAGUGCAAAAAGUGUUUCCAAUAAAGUAUUUACUUUUUACCUGUAACAAUAUUCUUUUCUAUGAUGGUGUCAUUUUUAGAGAAAUGUCAGAUUUAGCUCUGUCAAGUUUCAUAAAAGCCUAAUACAUAUCUCUAUUUUUAUAUAACAGUAGUGUGUUUAAUCAGUUUAUGUAAAAGUCCCCUGCAUUGUGUGGGAAUUGAGUAGCACCUGAGAGUUUAUAAAAAUGUUGAAUAUUGUUUGUACAAAAAAGGUAUAGUAUCUAGAAAUACAUUUAUUAAGUGACAGUUUCUGUACUGUUUGCCUCAUCUGGCAAUAGUUGGACUAUAUUUAUUGAAUAAACAAUCAAUUCUGCAUCUUG